Molecule: messenger RNA, 8519 nt
Organism: Amoebophrya sp. A120
Lineage: Eukaryota; Dinophyceae; Syndiniales; Amoebophryaceae
Source: the annotation of a GenBank genome assembly
CGAGGAGAGAAAAGUGAUGAGGGAAACGCUUUCGUUCGCAUCGUGAAUCGUCACGUUUUGUUUGCGUUUCCCAAUUAUAUCUGUUUUCGUUUUCCAUUUCAUCUAGCUGAAACGCACUGAUUUUUUCCAAAGAGCUGCACACACUGGAACAUUAAAUAGAGGUUGAGCCGGAGGUCCUCCAAGUGAAACGAAAGGACGAGGAGGACUACUGUCCUUCGUAAGAUCCAUUGCAAGCGCAACAACUUCAAAAGAGUUUACACUUUGACAUGCCCACUGACCUGAACCCGUCCGCCGCCUACCUUCGGCAGCUGGUGCCAGGAGGUAGAGUGCUGUUGCCAGGAGCGUUGCUGCUCACCUGUCUGUCGAUUUCGCAGCUCUUCACUCCAUCAAGUAACUACCCCUGCGCCGUCGCCGAAGCCCGCCGGUUUGCGAAAGAAAAGAAGCAGGAGAAGAAAAAGCGCACUAGGCGCCAGCGGAAGUUGCGGGAAGAACAACACCAGAGACACGAAAAGAAAAAGCACCAACGCGGAAAGAGGAACAAAUCCGCUAACUCGCAGCUGGAUGAUAGCGAGUUGCGGAAAGAAGACGGCGCGAUCUCAGCGGGUGAAGGUGAUUCGUCACUUCUAUUCGGGGCGGCAGGUGGUCGCGGGUCGUGUAUGAACUGCAAAAGUAUCGUACCCGUUUUUAGUAGUUGCAGUCAUGCAAUACAAAUCAUUUUCUUAAGGUAAAUCCGCAUUACAAAUUGCAUUUCUCGCCAUGCAGAGGAAAUUUGUAGUGCAUUUCUACGAGUGUGAUACUAUUGCAAUUCAUAUCUUCGCAACUUCUGCAACCGGACGUCGAGAGCCGCCCGCUCGGCGAAGACGGCAAACCGUUCAUCUAUGACCCGCGCUGGUGUUACAAUCUCAUAGACGCGGUUACCGUAGAAACGGGGAUUUGUCAUGCAAGAAGUGCACGCCCUGGCCUGGCUUACUCUGCUCACAGGAAUACGCAUGGCAAGUUCUGGAGUCCCAAACCGCGGCACUAGAAUCUUCUGGCGGAAUUUGUACUGCAGAAAGUGGAAUAAAUGUGCUCUGCGAGUCUGUCAUGCUCAACAUCCUGCAAGACAAACUCGAAAUCCAGACUCUAUUGGAACAGUAGAGAUUGUAACACGACCUGAGCGGGCCAUAUCAUCGGGCCGCUGUUACCUCCUUCAACGGAAGGAUCCACGAGGGAUUGGAACACAUCUUCGCGCCCGUAUGACAGUGCACAACCCCCCUCUCCCUCAUUUGUCAUGCAGAAGACCCAGUCCACCCUUUGCCUCGUGGCAUUGUUUGCAUGACCAGUUCUGGUAGCCCAAAUAGAACUACACUCCAGCGCAAAUUUUUCAUGCAAAAGCGGCACUCUUGCUGGUGCUUGUACUGCCGCUCAUGCUAUACAAACGAGGGGGAGGGGGGGUUGUGCACUCUCAUAGCCCGGUCGGUGUAGACGGAUAUUAAGAGGAAAAAUCCCCCCUCCCCAUAUUGAAAAGGCAUGUUUGCGAAAAUUUGUGUUGCUGAUUUGAGGUCACAAAUCAGAUUUGUUUUGCAAGAAGACAAGGGCAGAAGCUUCCGCCCCAUUAUGGAAGCGAUUUCUCAUGCUGUUGGACCUAAAAGGGAGCCGCUUACCAUGCUGAGCAACUAGACGCAUACGCCCCUACCUAGCUUGGGGAUCUGACCGCAAUGCCUUCCUGCAAUACAAAGCUGAUUCGUGUACUCAAAUCCAGCAUCAGAAGUUUCGUUUUGAUAUGGGGAGGGGGGAUUUUUCCUUUUGAUAACGGAAAGCCGUUCAUCGGACCGCUGUUGCCAGUAUGCGUUGCAAAUAUGUCUGGGUCUGGAUGGAUUCGAAUUUGUGAUGCGAAUUCUACAUCAUGGCAAAAUCUGUCAUGCAUGGUCAGCAAAAGGCCCCAUUUUCUGUUACAAAAGAAAAACGGGGCAUUUGUCAUGCGGAUUAGGCAUUGGGAUACCGGCUCGGAAUUUGUGAUGCUAGGCCCUGCAUGCCAGACGAUCUGGGCUAGGCAAAAACUGCAUCACAAAUGUCUGCACCCUUCCAGACCCAGACAGAUUUGCAUUUGAUAACCAGUACCAGGUGGUCCUGGGGCUUCACCACAAACCGAGGCCGGAGGGAAUGACGUGAAAGAACCUCAAGACCCCCUCCAGUCGGCGCAAGGAUCGCAAGAAGGAGAUCCUAUUCGUGCCCAACCACACACGACAACGCUGGGAGCGGAUGACACGGAGCCCACGAGGACCGUAGUUUCUGCCUCACCGAGUAGUUUCCCCACCCCUGCCUCGUCGGCUCCUUUCUUCCCCGCAGACACGCUACCCACGCCUGCGGAAGAGUUGCAGACACUGGCGAACGAGGAACCGAAAGCGCAGGGUGUGAUCGAAGAAUCCUACACACCUAUUACGGACGAACAGGGCAAUGUGUAUGAAAUGCAAAAAUAUUGAUCCCUGGAUGUUCUUGUCUGGAAGUGUGCAACCUGUCAUGCUUCAACCUCUGGACUCGAAAAAAACCUGUAUUGCAUGAGCAACAACAAGACUUUACUUUUUCCUGCGCGGAAACAAGGGCCUUUGUUUCUCAUCAUACGGGGUAGGUAAGUUUCAAAAAGCCCUCAAAAAUAAAUCUGCGAAGAUGCUAGGACAUGCAUCACGGACAUCAUGGGUCAUGCAAAAUGUGCAUGACAAUCUACCGCACUCUUCCAGAGGAGGACCCAGACAUGUUCUUUGCAUUUUUUGAUAACGUCAUUGGACACUCGAAAUCUACCACUGUUUUCAUGGUCGGCGGGUCAGACUCAACCGGGAUGAGCUAUGGGGGUGUCAGGAUUGAAAUCAACAAAGUUGGAAUAACUUGUAAUGCAUGUUAUGGAUGAAAGUUGUGACCCAGAUACUAAGUGGCGCAUGGCAAAUUUUGGUAGAGCCAAAAUGCAGCUCCUCAUGCUGUUUGGGUAAGGGAGACGCCUUUUGUCAUGCUACUUUACAGCUCAGCUUCUAGCCCUCAACAGGCUUACAAUCUGCCUCACUUACCUACUCUGCAAGACAGGCACUCUGUGCGCUGCAGUUUAUGCAUGGCAAGCUAUAAUUUCAACCUUGACGAUUUCAAUGCUGGCACUCCCAUAUGAGCCCGCUGUUGCCGACAGGUGGUGGACCAGCGUUGCAGCUCCUCGACCCCGUGUUGAAGAUGCCAUCCGGUUUAUUUUCCGGGGAGGCAAGAACAGCGCCGGCGCUACAAGCCGAACGUGGUCCACUGCUGUACAACCCGCAACACGGGGGCGGGCUCCAGCUGGUGGGGGACCCGCGGGCCGGGGCAAAACAAGCCGCUGCGGUGGCCCAGCAGCAGACACGAACGGCCACGCCGCCGAAGCCCGCCUCAACACCCUGUGGCGGAGACGGAGAGACGUCUUGCGGCGGCUUCUUCCCACUAGACGCACCGAUGGAAAAGCCCGUGGCUGGUGCGGCUGCAAACACAGCAGGAGGAGCGGGGCCAGGUACGACCGCAGCAGCGGUGCCAGAAGCAACGCUGGCGCAACCAGGACGAGCCGGCGCAGCUGGAGUGUCCUCCCCUCCAGCUGGGUCGGCAAGAAACGCACCGGUGCUUCAUCCUGCUGCCGAACCGAUUCUCAUCGUGGACCAAGAGGGUGGGCCGCCUCCGGCGAAAACAAAUGCCGUCCUGCAAGUUGGUCCACCAGCUGCGACGGGAUACCAACAUGUGAUGCUGAGCAGUAGUUCCUCAUCUUCCGCAGCCGCCGCGACCACAUCUUUCUUGCAGGAGGGAGAACUGGAGGUGGGCGGUAAGGAACUACAGGAACAAGCUGCUCCUCUGCACACACCUCCUGGAAGCAGUAGAAGUCGGAGUAGUACAACUACAGCCUCGACGCCGCCCACCUCUCGCACUAGCGGGAGCUCGUUGGCAAACACGAAAACAGGAGUUCUUGCUGGCGCCUCGUCGUUUUUACAAGAAAGAGGCCAAGAACAGGAAAGCAGCCAAACGUCGUUACAACAAACUGCUUCUGGGCCGCCGCAGCCCCCGUCCACCGCUGCUCCGCCUGCGACCGCCGAAGGGACAGGUGCCAGCGACGGGGGGAAUAAAGCGGCGAACGAAGCUGGAGAUGCCGGCCGCAUCCACCGCAUUCGGCCGCAUCCGAAAUCCCUCGAUUCAUGCUGCGGGGACCCGGACGAAAAUAAAUCUGAGGUGGAGGAAGACACGUCAACUCAGGGGAGUCCGAAGGAAAUGAAGUCUGCGGGAGGAGUAAAAAAUCUGGAUGAAAAACAAGAUUCCCAGACGAUCAUUACCGCAACACCGCCGUCUUCGUCGUCUUUUCUCGCCACCUCCACCAACACUGCACGCCAAGCGAUCACCGUAUCAAAUGCAAAAAUGUCUGGGUCUGAAAGAAUGCAAACUCCUCAUGCAUAUUUGCCAUGCCCCAUGAGUUUCGGAAUGCAGGGCCGAGCAUGACAGAGUCUGUGACGUCUCUGUCAUGCCUAUCCUGCAUGAGAAACUCCCCCCCAGCUUGGUCAAAAGAGGACAGCUUUUGGCAGUCAUGCAACACAGAUUUUUGCAUGAUUUGGUUUUAGCAUGACAAGUUCCAAUCUUCCAGACAUUUCUGCAAUUCAUACACCGACGAAGCGGACGAAUUCAUGAAGCAAGCCGUCGAGCAGAACGACGAGGAUAACCUCGGGGGGGAAGGGAAGAACGGGCACGGCAACCCCAAUGAUCCGGAGCACCGCAGAGGAAGUAGAUCUUGCGGAGGAGGUAACUCUUGCGGCGGCGGAGAGGCCGAUGAAGGUGAAGGGAAUAAAGGACGGGGUAAAGGAGAGCAGGAGGAAUUAUCAAAGUGAAAAAUCUCCCCUCCCCACAUCAAAACGAAAUCUCUGAUGCUGGAUUUGCGUACACAAAUCAGAUCUGUCUUGCAGUAGAGGACUGCAGGCCCAUACCAUGCCAAUGGAGAGAGGUUCUGGCCUAGGCUCUUAGCAUGAGGAACGUCUAUGCUGUAGGCCGAACAGCAUUACAAACCGCCUGCAUAUGAUGGGGCGGAGCCUAUGCCGUUGCUUUCUUGCAAGACAGACGCGAUUUGUGGCCACAAAUCAGCAUCGCAAAUUCUCUAUAGGCAUGCCUUUUCGAUAUGGGGAGGGGGGACGUUUCCUUACGAUAGGAGCCACGAGCUGCGGGCGAGGUGCCGGAGCCGGGGAAGGAAGGAGGUGGUGGUGAAGGGAACGCUAUCUUCAAGACGGUAUUGGGACGAGAACAAGAGGAUGGUGCGUCCUCUGCGACAUCGAGUGACACUGCAAACAGAAACGCGACUGCGAGUGAAGAUACGAAGACAAGAACUUCUGCGGCUGGUGCGACAACACCCUCCGCCGCGUCGUCGUUCUUAGCUACCUCCGAGGGGAGAAACAAGAUGAAACAAGAGCCGGCAAAGAAGAAAAAGCAGGAGGCGUCCGACGAGGAGGAGGAUGAGGGUGGAAGUGAUGAUGGUGGCAACGACGAAUACAGUGGUGGUGAGGAGGAGGAAGAUGAGGCCGCUCCUCCGAAAAAAGGAGCAAACAAAGGCGGCAAAAAGGGCGGGAACAAUAAACAAGAAGAAAGCGAAGACUCAGACCCCGACGUUAUGUACGCAGACGAUUUUUUGGGCCUGAACUCCUGUUGCGGUGGCAACACACCGGUGACGCAGCCGCCCCCGUCCGAUGAAGAGGAAGUAGAUAAGCGGCCCUCAAAGUCGUCUGCAAAAACGAAAAAAAAGAAACAGCCACCGUCCGACGAAGAGGAGGAGGGAGAAGACGAGGAAGAGGAGGAAGACGCAGCAGCAUCGACCAGUAGUAGCAGCUUUUUGGCCACAACGACCGGAAGGAAAAAAACUGCGACUGCCAGGUGGAAGGCGAAGAAGAUGUUGAAGAUGCAAAGCAAGAAACGCAGCCACGCGGAACCAGAACAACCCGACGCAGCCGAGAUUGCCCCACGACUCCCCGAACAAACGGCACCGAAGGAAGAACAACCAGCGGAGGAAGAAAAGCAGGAGGGUAGUAGUACGACCAGUGCUAGCACGACGGGUGGCUGCUGCGAUUCCGAUCCCAAGUCUGGGCCCAUGGACAUGUCGGAGGAGGGCGGUAGCGCUAAAAUAAACAAGAGUACUAGUAGUACAGAAGAAGAAGCCGUGCCGGCCACUGAAGUAGAUGACGACGAAGAGGCAGCGGCGGCCUCCUCUUCGUUCCUGUCCGCGACGGCUUUAGAGGGUGAAGAACCGCCGUCUGCGAAAAUUUUCACUGCCCCAUCUUCGUUGUCCGAUGUGGCGAGAAGCGCUGUGCUGGAAACGAUAACGAAACGUGUGAAGACCUCAUCUUUGGGAAGGACGAGUGAAAUAAGUCCUGCGGAUUCCAUGAUCACCGCUCCCAGCGACGACCACACGCAGGAGGAACUGCCGAGUAGCACGACUUCUGUCUCUAGGCCGGCGAACAUCUGUUGUUUCCAGACACGGGCACAUCUUGCAUGACAACGUCUUUCAUUGUGUUCCUGCUGCCUUGCGCAGCAUUACAAAGUGAUGCAUAGGAGCAGCUUUUUUUGGGUAGUAGAACUUUUUGCCAGAAACAGAAGUUGAACUUGUGAUGCAAUUUGUACCUAAACGCCGGGACAAUAUUUGUAUUGCAUACUCUCCAUGCUUUCUCUCGACGAGGAACUGAACGUGAUUGCCGAGACGAAAGUGCCGCUGGGGACGAGUAUGGAAUGUAGAUAUGUCUGGUUCUGCAUGACAAAAGAGGUCGCGACUUCGUUUCAUGCACUACAGAUUCAGAUCUGGUAGUUAUGUCUUGCAAAUCAUCUCGCAUGAGAGAUCUUCCAGAGCAGGACCCACACGACAUAUUUGCAAUGCAUCACGAGUUCCCAGGCGCAGCUCGCGAAGGAAAACAGCGGGAUUGUGGAGGCGUACGCGCCACCCGCCGCGUCACCUGCACCGGCGGAGGAACAGAAAAAGGGAAACACGACAUCGAGCGUUAUCAAGUGUAAAAAUGUCUGGGUCUCCUGGAAGAUUGCCAGGUUUGUCGUGCAUAUUUUGCAUGACCAAUGACGCCUGUAAUGCAUGCCCUAGCACCCCAGAUUUUUAGAAGGCUUCCUGAUGCUUAUUCCGCAUGAGAAAUGCCCUCCCCGUGUAGCACAAAAUGGACUCCUUUUGCUAGUCAUGCAAUACAGAUUUUUUUGGAAUCCAAAGACAGCAUCACAAGUUACCACCUUCCAGACCCAGAUACUUUUGCAUUUGAUAAGCGUGAACGAACGCGGAUUUGCCGUGACGAACGAUCCGAUAUGGUGAGCAAAAACGUCCCCACCCCAGAGUCAAGAUGGGAAAUCUGCUAUACAAAUCGCCAGGCUUCGGCUGUUGCGGAGGACAAAUUUGGGCGAGGAGUUUGAUCGUAUUCAGCUGGUGCAACCGCAUCACAGAUCCACCAGCAUACUUCUAUGCUGAUUCAAGCAUCACAAAUCUCAAAACACCGAAUAGAAACUGCUUCUCAUGGGAGGUCUACUCCGCAUGAGAAAAGUUUUCAGCAUGCAGAUUUGCAUUACAGCUUUGGGGAGGUGGGGACGUUUUUCCAAAUGAUAUCCGAACGACCCGAACUAUGACGACGGAAGAUUCAAACGCCGGAAGAAGCCCAGCUGUGGUUGCGGGGACUGUGCCGCGGCCUGCGCCGGGGGAGAAGAAGAGGAAAAAGUUGUAGACAAGGCUGCGGUCACCGCCAGCACUCCUACGGAACAACAGCAACCAGCGCAGACAGUGGCGCAGCCAGCACCGGCUGCCACGACGGCCCCAUCGACAGCUGCCUCGUUUUUGGAGAACCUCCACGGCCCGUCGUUUGCGGAGAUGAAGACGACGGCGGUACUACUAGCGGCGGAAGAAGAAGGAAAAGCCCCCGCCCCUGUCGUGGUGUUCGAGAAACGAAACUUGAGGGGGUCGAUGAAAAAGCAAAAAGAACUUCUCGCCGCGGCGGCUGCGGCGGGAGCGGGAGCGGGGGAGGAAGGAGCGUGAAAGGGAAAGGUUGACAGAUGAGGACGAGAAAAUGCUGAUGUUGUUCAUCCAUCAGAAAUGAGUAUCAGACAGAACGCUUAAUACCGAGAAAAAUUUUAUCAACUUCAUUUCGGAUUGUUUAUGAAGUUUAUCUAUUCGCCUGUAAGAAUUGCUAAAUCUUAUCAAAGAUGUUCUACACGACCAAAUUAAGUUUCACUUCUUGACAAUGAUGUACACUUGCCUCCGCGGCUCGGAAAUCGAUAUGCUUCUACUGCUGACAGAUAUCAUGUUUGAAAAAAUGUAUCGCAAAUUUUUAGCCGGCUUUCUACAACGUAUCGCCGCAUUACUACUCACGACGCGUCGAAUUUUGCUUGCAAACUGAAAAAAGUAAGAGUAGCCUGUAUGUGUACAAGACGAAAAAAGUAAAAGCGUGUUGAAGCUGAUGCGCAAACGAUGAAGAAAAAACUGUAUACGACCUAAUAUGUACUAUCAAUUCUACGGACCGGCUUGGCGUGGUGCA